UUUCGUAGGAAAAUCAACAGAAAACUUCUGUUUACAAAAUUUACUGAUUUAUAUGUAACAUUAGAUUUGUAUAAAUGCUAAAAGAUAAAGCACCUUUAGCAACACGUUCGUUGUGCUUUAACUGACCUUGUUGUAUUUUAGGAUGAGUCAAUGUUGUCGCCAUGAAUGAAAAACAGAUGGACUGACAGCAUCAGUGAUGGCGCAAUUACCUAAAGGGCACCCAUCCUAUUCCGUAGUGCACGAAUUCUGUCAAAGUGAUGUUCUUGAGCACUGGAAGCUGUGCUGUGACAGAGGUGAACUACUUGAUGGUCUGAAAAGACAUUUCCGGGUGUGGGUCCCGUUGGUGUUUGGCAACAGUCAUGAUUCUGCGAAAGAAGAGCACCUUGCAGAAAAGUACUUGUUUCGGCCGAUGACAGAGUUCAUGUGUGGUGGGAAUCCAGAAGAAGUCUUUUCUCAGCUCAAAAAUGUUGAUACUCCAUCGCAGAUUUGUGGUCAUGUUUUCAAACCAGGAGAACCCACAUACAGUUGCAGGGACUGUGCAAAUGACCCAACUUGUGUCUUCUGCAUUGACUGUUUUCAAAAUAGUUCCCAUAAGCAGCAUCGAUAUCGGAUGAACACAUCUGGAGGAAAUGGUUAUUGUGAUUGUGGUGACACCGAGGCUUGGAAAGUGGAACCAUUUUGUUCACUGCACAGCUCUAGCAUGGAACAGAAUGAUCAAGUUAAUCCAGUUGAUCUUCUGCCUGUCGACUUGGCAAACCGAGCCAGUGCUUUGUUCCUUGCCUCCUUGCAGUACGCUAUUGACCUUCUCAUGUGGAAACAGUGUGUCCAGUUGCCUGGUGGUCUUGAUCCAGAAGAAACUGUACCAGAUAUACACCACUGCAUGCUCUUCAAUGAUGAGGUUCACAGUUACGAUCAGGUUAUUACCACACUGCAGAGAGCUGUUGACUGUAGCCAGAGGGAAGCCAUUGAUUAUGCUACCAUUGUUGACAGAGAGGGUAGAAGCAUUGUGAAAAGUGGUACUGAGCAGGAAUGUGAGAAAGCUAAGGAAAUCAUUGAGGGAGCCGACUUUGACAUAUUUGAUUUGAUCUUGAGAAACACCUCUCGUCACAACAGCAAGCCACUCAAGGUUCUUGUUAUGCACAAUGUUGUCGUGGCUCAUCAGUCUUUUGCUCUCAAGUUGAUUCAGUGGUUGCAAAAUAUUAUAUCAAAAUCAGAUGGCUUACGACGUCUUUUCUGUUUGUUGUCAAUGAAUGCACCUCCAAAAAAAGACUUGUGUGACGCAAUGGAAAUAGAUGACGUUGAUGCACCAGCAUCGCUCAUGGAGAGAGUUUUGUUAGCCGAUACACAACUCUGGAAAGUUGUUCGAGUGAAAAUACACCAACUUCUAAUGGCUGGAGCUCUUAUGGAUCAGGAGUGUAAAAAAUUGUUUGCAGGAAUGUUCACAAAGUGUUAUGAACAACUGAUGAAAGAGUUUUGUCUCGACGACCACGAUCAUGACGUCUCCGUUAUGUCUCUAUCCGUACAAAUGUUUACUGUACCCAGUCUGGCAAGGUGGCUAAUCACAGAGUACAAUCUACUUCACGUCAUACUGCAGUCUUUCUUGACAGCUUGCAAACAAAAGAAAGAUAAAGACGGCAGACUUUGUUUUGAUAGAAAUGACAGAAGUCCUUCAUUUAAGAGGGCAUCGUACAUGCUGUAUGAUAUCAAAUAUGCCUUAUUGGCCAGGCCUGUUGACCCAGAAGACUGGUCAGACGCUUUACGCACAAAUUUCUUGAAUGGAGUUGUCUCCCUUUUAGAAUUACUCCGAGUUAUGCAAGGUAUGGACGGCGUGACCCGUCAGACCGGACAACACCUGGAGUUUGAACCGGAGUGGGAAGGUGCCUUCAAUCUGCAGCUCAAAUUGGAAGAUACCCUCGUGCUCUUCACACGCUGGUGUUCCAUGGAUAAAGUUGUUCUCAUUGAGGCAUACAAAGAAACACUGGAGGCACUUUAUCAUUCAUAUGAAACAUCGAAAAAAGAAAAGGGAAAGUGUGAAGUUGCUGGACAUACUACCAAGAGCAUGAAGUAUGAUGUUUCAAAUCAACCCAUCUCCAUUCAUUUGCCUCUGACCAGGUUUCUUGCAGCACUGCAUCUGCAUUUGGAAAAAUUUGAUUUGACAUUCCACUCUCCAGAGCUGAUGACAAAGAAACGACUGGACCCAGUGGACCUGUUGGAGCCUCCACUUCGUGCCCAGGUGAUGAUAGCUCAGACCCAGGCCGGCAUGUGGAGGAGAAAUGGAUUUGCUCUUUUAAAUCAGAUAUUCUUUUACCACAACGUGAGAUGCAGGGGAGAAAUGUAUGACAGGGAUAUUCUCAUGCUUCAGAUUGUGGCAUCUCUGUUAAAUCCAAAUGACUUCAUUGUGCACCUCUUGAAUAAAUUCAACCUCCUCCACUGGGCCAAGCCAGAAUACGAUAUUCCAGGAGGUCAAGAAGACUCUGUUCGACAGACGGUUAUGUUGGCAGAAGAAUUUCUCAAUCUCCUCAUCAUUCUGUUAGAGGAGCGGUACAUCCCAGGAGUGGGCAGUGUGACCCAGCAGGAUGUCAUCAAGAGAGAGAUUGUCCACCAACUGUGUAUCAUGCCAAUGGCUCACAGCGAGCUGGCUAAAGGCCUACCAGUGGAUCCUAAUUCUGAGACGGGUAUGGAAGAUGUAGUAAAUGAAGUUGCAGAAUUCAAGAAACCCAGCUCAACUGGAAAAGGAAAGUAUGACUUGAAACCAGAGUACUACAAAAUGUACUGUCCCUACUUCUAUCACUACACCAAGGCAGAGCAAUCUAAGUCUGAAGAAGCACAAAGGAAAAGGAAGAAGCAGGCUGGUGAAAGUCAAGCCUUGCCACCACCAGUGCCUCCACCACUGACCUCGCAGUUUGCAGCAAUUGUCAACAUUCUCCACUGUGAUGUCAUGUUCCACAUCUUCAAAAUGGUUCUAACGCGGACUGCUGCUCAAAGGUCACGGUCCUGGUCAGAGGCUCAGUUUGAAAGAAUUUUGUACAUAAUUGGUAUUGCACUGCAUGAACAGAAGAGGGCUUUCAAAGAAGGAAAUACUUCAUAUGAUUUUUUGACAAAAGCCAUGAAAGAAGAUGGACUUUUGUCAAAGUUGCAGUGUUUAGUUGGAAAUCAGAAUCUGAAUCAAGAUCCAUCCAGAGAUCUGCUUGCCUGGUCACUGAAGCAAUUUGCAGAAGUAUGUACCUUGAAAAGCGAACCCGUUUGCUUGGAAACACUUCACAGUCUGGCAAGCUGCACAGACCAGAAGACAGAGACCGAGAGAAAAAGGAAGGCUGAAAUGGCAGCAAAGCGGCGAGCACGGGUCAUGGCUCAGAUAUCGAAGAUGCAGCGCAACUUCAUUGCCGAGAACUCGGAACUGUUUGACCAGACCAGCACAGAGCUGAAGACUGUCACUUCAGAUAUGGAUCUUGGUGUGAUGGUGCCACCAACAUUUCCUGUGGCACUUGGUCCGCACCGCAGUCAGGCGAAUGUUACAGGUCCCAUUCAGGCCACUUGUAUUUUGUGUCAGGAAGAGCAGGAGAUUUCAUGCAGUGGUAAGGCCAUGGUGCUGGCUGCCUUUGUGCAGAGGUCAACGGUAUUGUCUCAGUCCCGGGGGAAAAUGUUGGACAAAAAAGACGAUUAUGAUCCACUGUUUGUCCCUGUCGAUCUCUUCACGGGAACUCACGUCAGUUCCUGUGGCCAUGUAAUGCAUCAUGACUGCUGGCAGAGAUAUUUUGAUAAUGUGAUGAAUAAAGAACGACGGAGACCUCUACGAUUCAGACAGAGUUUUAGUUAUGACAUAGACAAAAUGGAAUACCUCUGUCCUUUGUGUGAAGGAUUAAGUAAUACUGUGAUACCCAUUGUUCCGUCUCUGCCGUCACUCUAUCCUGCUGGUAACAAAAAGGAAGUUGAUCUGCGAUUUGACGACUGGUUGGAUGGCAUUGAAAAGACUGUGCAGAACAGUAUAAAGGAAGCUCAAGACAAGGAAUCUGAGGAUGACUUUUCACUGUUCCAACCCUGUCCAAUUUCUACCAUCACAAGAAUGAUGGCAGAAAGUGUAGCCAAAAAUUUCCAGCUGCUGUGGGAGUACGUGUAUGAUGAUGCAAGUGGACACUUUUCAGAAGGAAUGAGAGAGAUGCUAAAGAAGUUUGCCAGAGAUGUGUAUGCAUUUGGUCUCAGCGUGGAGCCAGAUGAUGAAAGUCCACGUGUAUCUAUUUUGGCUUGGAGUACAUGUGCUUUCACCAUCCAGUCGGUUGAGCAGAAUCUACGAGGUGAAGGCAAAUCUCUGUUUGGAUCGAUCCCCACUCGUCAGGCUGAUCUCAUCGGGUCGCUCGUGCGGUUCGCGGCAGUCUGUAGCCAGGUCAUGAACCCGGACAUGGUCAAACAGAACUGUGUCAGACUGCUGUCAGCCCUCAUCCCGUGUGACUCUGAGAAGGUGAACAAGGGUUCUCCGUGCCUGCUGGACCUGGACAUGUUCCACUUCCUGACGAUCGUGACGAUGACGCUGCCCUCGCUGUACGUCGACCAGCAGCACUGCAUAGUCAACACGCUGCCGACGGGCGACCUCAACAACCAGCAUGCCAUGCAGCUCGUGGUGACGGCACACAUCGUGCAGAUUCUACUCACGUUCGCCUGGGACACAGAGGAAUCUAUGGAUGUUGAAUCUGAUAGUGAGGGUGAAGCCUUACUGAAAAUAUAUCUCCAACUUCAGAAGACAGCUGGUCUGACACCAGAGAAAGUGCCGUCACCAUAUCAACUGUUGCAGUAUGUACGCUCAGCCGUGAUGCCUUUCCUUCGAUGUGCGGCCAUCUUGUAUUUCCACAUCACUGGAGUGAGUCCACCAGAUGAACUUCAUGAUCAUUUCUGCACCAAGGAGUAUGAGGUGUUGUGUCGCUAUUUGUCUCUGCCUGUCAACAUGUCUGAGCUGUUCGAAUCAGUGGGAGACAUCACCACUGCCCUCAUCAAAAGUUGGUGUUCAAGCAAGUCACUAAGGGAUCGAUUGUCUGCAAACAGUGAAAAGAUUGUACGAUAUCCAAUAGUGAAAAAUGAUCUGGUCCCAUUGCCUGUAGACUAUAGUGAACUGAUAAACAAAGUGUCUACAUUCACUUGUCCGAAGUCCAAAGACAGUGAUGACAGUCGAGCUCCGACCAUGUGCCUGGUGUGUGGUCAGAUGUUGUGUUCACAGAGCUACUGUUGUCAGAAGGAUCUCGAAGGCAGUUCAGUGGGAGCAGCUACAGAACACGCAUACUUCUGUGGGGCAGGCACGGGGGUUUUUCUCAGAGUUCGAGACUGUCAGAUACUGCUGUUAGCAGGAAAGACAAAAGGUUGCUUUCUUGCUCCACCAUAUCUAGACAACUAUGGAGAAACAGAUCAAGGAUUGAGGCGUGGAAAUCCACUGCAUCUAUGUGAAGAGCGAUACAGCCACUUAAAGAAACUGUGGUUCACACACGCAAUUCCAGAAACAAUCGCUCAUAAUCUGGAAUUCAACAGCAGUUUUACAACAAUAGAAUGGCAGAAUCUUUGAUUUAUCUUUAUUAUUUAACUUGCUGCUCGUGUUGUGCAAGGACAGGGUUGUUAUAGUAGUGUAGAACUAGUUAACUUAUGAUCUGUAUGUGAACUAUUUAUUUGCUGAUUUGCACAUCUUUUGGUCUUAUCCAUCUUGAUCACUUCAUCAAGAGUCAAGACUGGGAAAAGAUCAGACUCAUUCUUUUCUUCUUUUUUUUCUCUUUUUUUUAACAUUUGUGUGGAGUUUCAGUAUACCUAUGUCUGGGUGCCAAAAGUUUUAAUUAAAAUAAUUUAUAUUUAGAAGAAGCACCGGUGAUGGUGUGUUUGUUUUUUGUUUAUCUUCUCUUUUUUUUUUCUUCUCUUUUUUUCAAUUAACUACUUUUGCAAUGUAGAUGUCUUUCAGAAUAUAAUUUGUUGUUAGGGAGGUUUUUUUUUUUACAAUUAUACACGUAAGUUUUGUUGGUUAAAUAUUGCAUUUAUUUAUUGUAGUCACACGUACAUUUUAUGAUUAUUUAACCCAAGUCCAUUCAGGAUUGUCAUAAAAAUAGAUGUUACUGAGAAACACUCACUGCAUUUCGAAGUCUGAAAUAUUAGGAUCAUUUCAGUUGAAAUAUUUUGUUUUUGUUUACAUAAGUACAGUCUGUUUUGUGUCAAAAAGGAACUAAUGAAUUGGCUUUUAACUUUAUUAUGAAAAAUAUUAAAACGUGUAUAAAUAUAUUGUAUGUUUUAAACCCAUACCAACUUACAUUCAGUGUUCGAAAUAAGCACUUGUCUGUUUGUCCCGACAAGUGAAAAUCUAUUUGAACAAGCAAACUGUGCCUCAGUGGUUGUCCAGUGGACAAGUAAAACAUUUCAGUGCAAAUUUCAUUUUCAGCAAUUAAAAAUUUCAUCCUUGUACUUGAAUAAAACAAUCUAUUUAUUUGGACAAGUGAAAAUAUUGACGGACAAGUAGAUUUCUAAAUGUAUUUGUCAGGUGGACUAGUAAUAUGUUUUGCUUAUUUCUAUCACUGACAUUAAAAAACAUUUCAUGGUAAAUAAAGAAGUAUCCUAUCAACUUGCAUGUGUUAAAUCUCCUUUUUGAUACAGGGAAGAAAUCAACAGCCAAGGUAAAGCUAUUGCUCAUGCAGUUCUCUGUACUGCAUAUUGAUUACUAGUAACAAUUCAGGUUUCACUCUAUCGUGGCUGUUCCUGCAUUUUACCUUUACCCCUGUGUGUAAAGUGAUAUUUAAUCUAUACAAUCUGAUAGCAAUGAGCAUUUUAAUAUACUUUUUAUUGAAAACCGUAUCAGUCUGGAAGUAUGUAGUCCAUUGCAAUGAAAUUUGGUACACAUCAUCGGUUGGAUAGGUCAAUCACAUUUCUCUCAAAAGAUGGCUUGUAUUUACACGUCAUGUUGACAACAAUAUUCAUUGCUUUUGAUUUGUAACUUACAAAGAUUUUUUUUAAUUUAUAGCUGAUGACCACAUUAUAGUAUUCUUCAGAAUUUAGGCUCCAAUUUUUUUUUUUUUUUUAAUAUAAAAAUGUAUUGGAUGCAAUGGUGUUUUAUUUAUAUUGUGUGUUGUUGAAGAAUAUUUAUGGGAGUUUGAUCACCAAGUGACGUCUAUGGUAAAAUGAGAUAUACUUCGGAGACAAAUUUUCCCAGACAUUGUUUCUGUAAAAUAUGACAUAAAAUAAUGAUGCAAAUGUUUCAACAUAGUAUUUUGAAAAUGUUGAGGAGAAAAAUUACUAGUGGUACCAGAAACUCAGAAGAUUCUGUUGUAUGUAUUUGGACACAGAGUGACUCUUUUUGAUGCUAUAAACAGUGGAAUCUGUGGCCAAUGCUUUGAUCUGAUUGGACGAGAGGCAUGGCUAAGUGACUGGUUCAGUUCGCUGACUGAAGUUGGAGCGUUAAAAAGAUUGUUAGUAUGACACCAUACUAUUAAAUGAUACAUGCAUAUUAGUUCUCUUCCACACGUUGUUUAGCAAUGAAUCAGUUCCACCAGUAAUAAUAAAUAUUGUAAAACCAUUAUUCCAGGUAGCUGUUCAUUAGCAGUUCUGUUGAAUAUUUGUACAAGAUUGUAUGUACAUGUAUGUUGGUACAUAUUUCGUUUCCAGUCUAUUAUUCGUAGUAACCAUAAUUUCAAGUCAUUGCUAUACCUGGUAGUUAAGUCACUGAACUAUACUUUUUUUCUUUCUGUUUUUUUUUAUAAUUUUUAAAUAAGUGCAAAUUCAACAUAACACAGCCAGCACACAAUGAUAUAAACCUGUCAGUACUGUAUAGAUAUCUAGCCAUGGUUCUGUGGUUCAUUCAGGUGUGAUGUUACACACUAUAUUCGGUCUCACAUUGAAAGAAGAGUGCUGUUUUAAGAGUUUCCAGUAAUUUUGACCACUUCUCUUUUGAUUUGUACAGCCGACUGUCAUCUUUGUAAUUAACCGAUGUGGCACUUUACACAGAUCUUUUUGCAGUCGGGUCCUGUCGACUACCAUACACACAUCGUGCUAAAUAUUGCACACAAAGAUGAAUUCCAUAAAUACAACUGCAAUGAAGGCUGCCAUCUUUGUCAGUUAACAUAGAAGUGUUUCUUGGCUGGCUAUCUACAUGGCAGAGCCGGUUUAAGGAUCCACGGGGUCUGUAGCACAAAUAACAGCGGGAACCCCUUCUCAGGAUAUAUAUUUUUCAACCCCUUCGGGGAGAGGGGGAAAAUGUAAAUGAACACAUCACUGCGGGGCCCCCUGAAGCGCGAGGCCUGUAGCACAUGUUACAUGUGCUACUAGGAUAAAGCAUCUCUGCUAUAUGACAGUAAAUGUUUUUGGAAAAAGACCAAUGUAUGGCCACCACACCCCAUUUACCAGGUAAUGGUUUCCGUGCUGAGCAUGGGUUACACCUAGUAAAAUAUAAUUAUAUAAAGUGUUAAAAUAUUAGUUUCUGGUAUGUUGUACCUCGAUUUCAGUACAACAUUGUCUAGACUUCAGUGUCCCUUUAAUCAACUUAACCUAAUGUAUAUACAUUAACAUGUAAUACUGGGUAAUGCGUGUACAUAAUAUGCAUAUACAUAUACGAUGUAACAAACAUUUACAUCUAUCUUUGUAUGUGUAAUUUUAUAUGUAUGUGCCUUGAUAUGUAAAGCAACACCGGUAUUUUUACAAAUGUAUUAUGUUCUACGACACUGAAACUUUCUUUGAUGUUUUUGUUAAUUGGUUUAUUGCUGGGGUUUUGUUUUGGGGUUCUUUUUUUUACUUUAAUAUGUGUUGUGAUGUUAAAUAGUGGGCUUAUUCAGUGGUUUUUUGUAGGGUUUUUUUUAAUGAAAACUGCAAAACGGAGGCAUUAAUCUAUCAAUUUAUAGAUUUUUCUACAUGAGCAGCCAGUGGAUUCUUUCUGGUUGAUGCAGGUUUUUAAAACUAUACUCAUUAAUUAACUUGACCCAAUACUUAUAUGUUAACACAUACUGCUGGUUUAUACAUCUGUCUGCUUAUCUCUGUAUAUGUAUGUGUACAUGUGUAAACUAACAAGGGCAUUUUUACAAAUGUAAUACUCAUUAUGUCAUAUACACUGCAACUUGGUUUGACAUUUUUAACAUUUGGUGUAACUGCUGUGAUGCUGAUCAGCGAGAAAAUUUAGUUUUUAAUGAAGACUGAAAAAAGGAUACAUUAAUAAUCGGUUAAUUUAAGAUACUUUUCGACAAAUGAUGCCAUUUGAUUCUUUCUGGGUUCUAAAGAAUAGACUACCAUUUAAAGUAUUGUCCAUAUUACAUACUUUUAGAAUUAGAGCCAGGUUUGUUUUAGGAGUAGUUUGUAUUUUGUUUGUUUGAUUUUGUGGUGAUAUUUUGGUUGGGGAGGUCAUUUUAAUUUUCUCACCUGUAAUUCCUUUCAUUAUGUCUUUACCAGAUAUUGUGAAUGUUCCUUUAAAGUUUAUACGAUAGCUUUGAAAAAUAACUAUAUUCUAUGUUUGUGAGAAUAAUACAAGUGCUAUUUUAAACAGGUUUGUGUUAACUCUGCAGUUUGAAUAAGGCAGGCUAUUUAUGGUAAAGCAAGGAAACAUUAUUGUUAGUCCAGCUGGAUGGGAUUAGGUUUUGUCUCCAUUCUUCUAUCCGUCUGUCUGUCUGUCCCACAUAUAGAUUUGUGUAUAGCUUUACCAUGUACUGUUACAGAUCAAGCUCGACUGUUAUGGCUCUUGAACUUUGGAAAUACAAAAAUGUGUGGGGCUGUGUUGGGGGACAUAUAUUGUGUUAGCAGUACUCUCAGAAUGUUUGUUAUUACUAUUAUUAUUAUUAUUAUUAUUAUUAUUAUUAUUAUUAUUAUUAUUAUUAUUAUUAUUGUUGUUGUUGUAUCAGAAGAUGCCAGUAUAAUGUUUAUAAGUGGAAGGCCAAUGCACUCCCAGCCAUCCCAUUUCUGACACCAAUGGACAUCAUACCAUAUCUGAAACAUAUAAAGGUAAGUAUUGGUUAAGGCUUAGGUUAUUGUUCUGUGAUUAAAAACAUUGCUUACUACCUAUAAUAACCGAUGCUAACCAAACAUUUACAAAACAUAGUAGCGAUGCCACUUUUCUGGUGUACUCUUUGGUAAUCCUAUAAUUACGACAACUAUGGUACUAUUAUUAUUUCUUUUUAGUGAAGAAGUAAUAUCUUCGUCCUCCCAAGUUCUUCUGCAGGACAGUUGCCAUUGGUUUUAUAUACACUGCAUUGUAGUUUACACUGGAGUAUGGUAGGUGAGGGGGGAAUGUACGUUGACCCCUCCUUCCCCCUAGAAAAUCCUAUACACACAUACACGCACAAGAAAACAUGAUCAUAUGGUACCUAUCCAGUGAUGACAAAUAAAUUUAGAUUUUUUAAAACUAGCAUUUAUAGGUGUCUUCAAAGUUAAAAUAAACAAUGCAUUUAUUGUGUAACUUGUUACUCGAGCAUCUUAUUCAUGAAAAUAUAUAAUCUUGACACUGAUGUCUGUCCACAGUAUUGUGUACAUGAAUUAUUUUGAUAUUGUUCUUAAAUACGGUAUGUAUCUUUGAUAGGAAUGAACUAUUAUACCUAUUAAUCAGAAUGUUUUAAGUUAACACUAGCACAUAACUUUGCAAGUUAACAUGUGAUAUGUUUUUCUUUUUUUCAGUCUGUGAUGACAUUUUUUUGUUUGAACUUAUUUUGCAUGUUUAUAUGCUAGUAAUCAAUUUCACGUGUUAAUGGUUAUUUAAUAUGGGCAAGUUACUCAUGUAUAGUGUAAAUUGUUAGCUGUAAUUUGUAAAUAAAGACCUUUACUAAAA
Gigantopelta aegis is the source of this 10753-nucleotide messenger RNA. RefSeq names its product E3 ubiquitin-protein ligase UBR2-like. Gene Ontology annotation, cellular component: cytoplasm; ubiquitin ligase complex. Gene Ontology annotation, biological process: protein ubiquitination; ubiquitin-dependent protein catabolic process via the N-end rule pathway. Gene Ontology annotation, molecular function: zinc ion binding; ubiquitin protein ligase activity. The record is from RefSeq and is a predicted model, not a curated record. The transcript is spliced from 48 exons. The coding region runs from base 197 to 5545 and encodes 1782 amino acids. NCBI's taxonomy places the organism in Eukaryota, Metazoa, Mollusca, Gastropoda, Neomphalida, Peltospiridae.